AUCCCCCUCCCCAUCCACUCCCCGCCCUCCCCAAGAAUCACCACCACUCCACUCCACCACCUCUCUCACCUCCAGCAGCAGCAGCAGCAGCCAGCCAACAACCGCACCGCAGCAAGAACCAACCAACAGCGACGAACAUAGCGAGGGAGCCAAUGGUGAUGACGACGGCGGCGCAGCAGCAGCGCCGGGACGCGGAGGCGGAGCUGAACCUCCCCCCGGGGUUCCGGUUCCACCCGACGGACGAGGAGCUGGUGGCGCACUACCUCUGCGCGCGGGCGGCCGGUCGCCGCCCGCCGGUGUCCAUCAUCGCCGAGGUCGACCUGUACCGCUUCGACCCCUGGGACCUCCCCGAGCGCGCCCUCUUCGGCCGCCGCGAGUGGUACUUCUUCACGCCGCGCGACCGCAAGUACCCCAACGGCUCCCGACCCAACCGCGCCGCGGGCUCCGGGUACUGGAAGGCGACCGGCGCCGACAAGCCCGUGGAGCACAGGGGCAGGACGGUCGGCAUCAAGAAGGCGCUCGUGUUCUACCACGGCAAGCCGCCCCGUGGGGUCAAGACCGAGUGGAUCAUGCACGAGUACCGCCUCGCCGACGCCGGCGGCGCCCGCGCCAAGAAGUCCGGCAACGGCACGCUCAGGUUGGAUGACUGGGUGCUGUGCCGGCUGUACAACAAGAAGAACGAGUGGGAGAAGAUGCAGCAGCAGAAGGAGAAGAAGGAGAUGGAAUCGGAGGCGUCGCUCUCGCACUCCGACACGCGGACGCCGGAGUCGGAGAUCGACGACGACCCGUUCCCGGAGCUGGCCUCGCUGCCGGCGCUCGACGACAUGGUGGGUCUAGCCCCGGCCGCCGGCGCCAUCCUGCCCAAGGAGGAGGUGGAGGACUUCGGCGACCUUGGCGGCGACGACUGGCUCGCGGGGAUCAACCUCGACGACCUGCAGAUGCCCGGGGACGCCGACUUCUUUGGCAACAUGCUGUCGCCGAUGGCCGCCAAGAUGGAGCAGGACGCCGGCUUCCCCUUCUUCUGAGAUCCUCUGCGACUCCGAGGACGGAUUCAGCUCAACUGUGUAUAGUUCAGAUUUCUUCAGGAUUCAGAGAAAACAAACAAAAAACAAAUUCUGCUAAUAUCUGGUUGUAGUGGUGUAGUGCAGAAGUAGCAGUAUGCUGGUCAGUUAUUAAGAUUGAAGUUCAUUGUAGUACUCUACUGAUGCUCAUCACUUGAGCUGUGAUAAGUGACAACAUUCUUUCGUUUGUGCUCUGCAAAUUCUUCAAUGCUCAGAAUAUAUUGAUUCAGAUGGGUAAUGCCAAUUCCGCCGUGUUA
This is a messenger RNA of Sorghum bicolor (sorghum), 1318 nucleotides long. RefSeq names its product NAC domain-containing protein 67. Gene Ontology annotation, molecular function: DNA binding. Bases 153 to 1025 code for a protein of 290 amino acids. Lineage: Eukaryota; Viridiplantae; Streptophyta; Magnoliopsida; Poales; Poaceae. The transcript is spliced from 2 exons. The record is from RefSeq and is a predicted model, not a curated record. Gene Ontology annotation, biological process: regulation of DNA-templated transcription.